AUGUCUAUGGAACCGUCGACAUCGGCUUCGGUGCCUCCACCUCUGCCGCCGCCCAGGCAUAUUUCACCUUAUCCAACCCAGAUGGAUUCUUUCAGUUACGACGCUUCUCUUCUCAAUCUGCUGCAACCAGGUAGAGAAACCCGGAACAAUGCUGGAAUGAAAAGGCGUAACAAUGAGCUGGAAUCCGGACAUCAUAGCGAGACAUCAAUGUUGCAGCCAAACUCUAACAAUCAGUUACCAUUGAAACAUUCUGCAUACACGAACAGCCAUGUCGACCCUCCGAAAUGGCAGAGACGUCAAAAUGGAGCACGCGAAAGUGACGAGUUUAUCCCCACUGCUGUUGUUAUCAAAAAUAUACCUUUCGCAUUCCGCAAAGAACAGUUUAUCGCUCUAGUAUCUGAAAUGCGGCUGCCCCUUCCUUAUGCACUCAACUAUCAUUUCGAUAAGGGUGUUUUCAGAGGUCUUGCCUUUGCGAAUUUCUCUAGCGCCCAGGAGACAAGACUUUUCAUCGACUCUAUGAAUGAAAGGGAAGUUCAAGGUCGGAGGCUCAGGGUUGAGCAUAAAAGCAUGCUCCCCGUUGAAGAGAGAGAACGAAUCGAAAGAGCUAAGAGGGAGUGGCACGAGUCGCUUCCACAAAUGAACCAACUCUCAAAAUUACACAGAACUCGAAGUACUAGCGAGCUUUUCGGAAGUCGAGUUUCUGCCUCAAGACAAUCUCCUGUGACCGGAACGUACUCCGGCUAUGCCAGCUCCAACCACAGUGAUAUCAGUAUCCGCAGUUUUGGUAGCAAUAACAGCUAUACUUGCUCCGUUCGUUCGGCUCGUGGGAUUCCGGAUGCGGACUCAGAAAUUUUAUCACCAGUAUCAAAUGGCGUGAAAGGGCGGCAGAGCAGCGCUGCUAGCAGCGAUACCCCACAUUGUGUCGUAGAUAACACUAGACAUACAAAGGCUUUACCAUCAGAAGAAUUAGUGGGACUUGAAGGAAAGUAUCAAUCCUGGGAAACGUUCUGUGUGUGGCAGCUCGUCGCGUUCCUUCAAGUCUGUACCUUGAGCGACGUGCAUGCUCUGACGCAGUCUCCAAUUAAGUUAAAAGAUCGAUUCAAAUCUUACUUGAGACGCAUGAUCGCUCGGGAAGGAAACACUGACUUCCUACUAUAUCGAGCUUUUGCACAACCUGGUCAGCCAGAAGCCCAAUUACAGAUGCUUCGCCAUCUGAACAGUACUUUUUCGCAAUCGAGGUCUUCGAUACGCUCAUACAGUUCUCGCACUUCGCAUAGCUCUGCAUCAUCGGCGAGUUCUUUCUCAUCCCAAAUUUCUGAUGGGACAUUAUUGAAUCAUGUGCAACAAGAGGCGAAAAGCCUCAAAGACUGUCUGAUCAAGAUUCAGAAGAAACUGAAACAUCUCGAGAAAGGCCUGGAAGGGAUUCAAAAUGACAAAAGCCAGGAAACACCUGCUGCUGAAUCGAUAACACUGGUAAAGCUUGUAGAUGCUAACAAAAUAGCCAUCGAAUGGCUCAAUUCAAAAGAUGGAGAACUAGGAUUACUGGGGUUCUCGGACAUGUCUCUCCUUUUCGCCAAAUUCCAUCGCGACUUUGCAGAUAUUUACAAAGAUCUGAAGAGUUUGAAACGUCAAAACAAACUCCAAAAAGUUUUCAGGCCAGGACGUUCAAAGAAAGAAGUCGAAGAGAGGCGUCUAAAGUACGCCCAUAUAGAUCAGGCAGUGUACAAUAUGAUGAGCGGAAUUGUUUCCGGGUUUGAAGCUGCCGAAUUGCAGAAGGCUGCUUUCGUCGCUGCUGGGCAAUCGUGCGUGUCUGUAUCAAUCUCAGAAACUGCCGCUGAUUUAGGAUAUGCCGCUUACGACACAACACAUGGGAUGUUGCGUUUUCUGGAAAUGAGAGAGUUUUUCAAGAUCGAGGAUUCUAGAUUUCGAAAUUAUUUCAAGUGCAAUUGCUGCCCAAAGAAGCCGAAGAGUUUUGACACUAAAGUAGCAUUGCGUGCUCAUGAGAACGAAAACCCCUAUCAAUGUACAUACUGCCCCAGACGUUUCCGCAGCAAGAAUAAUGCCGAAGUUCACAGCAAUUCUCUCCAUACUCGGCGUUUUUCCUGGUCGUGUGCGGGACUUAUCAGCUAUGAGGCUGCAUUCCAUCCAGCUUCGAGAACUCCAGAUGAAGCAGACAUCUGUGGCUAUUGCGGCGAAGAAUUUAGACGUAGUGGGCCUGUUGAUGACCUAGGCAUAAAAACUACUUCAGAAGCAGACUUGGAGCUGCGUAUCGUACACUUACAGGAAACUCAUAAAUUUGGCGAGUGCAAUCGUGCAAAGAAGUUUUUUCGGGCGGAUCAUUUUAAACAACAUAACAAGCAUAGUCAUGCUGGAAUCAUUGGAACGUGGACAAGCAUGCUAGAUAAUGCGUGUAUGAAGGAUGAGCUUCUCUCUAAACCCAUUUGUGGGCCAAAUGGUGAAUACUCCCACACCGAAGAUGGUACCCAGCUUCCAACCGAGAGUCACAAUGUUCCAGAAGAAAUUCUUCUUUUAGCAGAGAGAAUCAGAGAACCCGUCAGCCCGUCAGGGCCCGUCAGGGGGGUUCAAAAGCGACAUUGUCGAUCUGAACGGCAUAGGAUCUUAGAUUAG
Glarea lozoyensis ATCC 20868 is the source of this 2628-nucleotide messenger RNA. Its product is annotated as RNA-binding, RBD. Gene Ontology annotation, biological process: regulation of DNA-templated transcription. Gene Ontology annotation, molecular function: RNA polymerase II cis-regulatory region sequence-specific DNA binding; RNA binding; DNA-binding transcription factor activity, RNA polymerase II-specific. Bases 1 to 2628 code for a protein of 875 amino acids. NCBI's taxonomy places the organism in Eukaryota, Fungi, Ascomycota, Leotiomycetes, Helotiales, Helotiaceae. The record is from RefSeq and is a predicted model, not a curated record. The transcript has 3 exons.